GAUUGCCAUCAUAUCCGAUGAUCCCAUCCCAUCACUCUCUGCUCUUGCUCCAACAACUCCGCAGAGAGAGAAUCUAGCUCGGCCAGUCUUCUUCCCCGGGCUCCCCCCCCCCCCGGACGCCCUCCCCCUCAUCUCCGGUCGGCCGGCCUCUCUCCCGGCGCCAUGUCGGCGGCGUUCAAGGCGUUCCUGAACAGCCCGUUGGGCCCCAAGACGACGCACUUCUGGGGCCCCGUCUCCAACUGGGGCAUCAUCCUCGCGAGUGUGGCCGACACCAAGAAGCCUCCUGAGAUGAUAUCCGGCAAUAUGACGGGAGUUCUGUGCGUGUAUUCUGCCCUCUUCGUCAGGUUCGCAUGGAUGGUACGGCCCCGCAACUACUUCCUCAUGGUAACCCACAGCUGCAACGAAUGCGUCCAGCUCUACCAGCUGUCUCGCUGGGCUAGGGCUCAGGGGUACCUGGAGAAGAAAGAGCCAGAGGCCCAGCAGUAAAGAUGGAAUGGAAUGCUGCAGUCACUUUUUCAAUAAGGAAUUUUUGUUUGUGAAGCAGUGAAAACAUUGUUCAUUCUGUGGCCCAUAAGUUUCUGCAUGCUGCAAAAUAUGCCGUGGAAAUCUCAAUGAUACCUGUGUUGCAUCACUACAAGUUUUCCUUCAUGUUACUUUUUCAGUGCGGGAACAAUUGCAGUCUCUUGAUACCUUUUCAUUAUUUGGCACUAUUUGGUUUUAACUGGCCAGUAUGUCCUCAACUGUGGCGAAAUUAUGUUGUACAUUGUCAAUGUUCUUUCUGGAUGUGAAUACAAAUAUAAAUUGGUCAAAAUCCUAA
This is a messenger RNA of Setaria italica (foxtail millet), 817 nucleotides long. RefSeq names its product mitochondrial pyruvate carrier 1. Gene Ontology annotation, cellular component: mitochondrial inner membrane. Lineage: Eukaryota; Viridiplantae; Streptophyta; Magnoliopsida; Poales; Poaceae. The transcript has 4 exons. Gene Ontology annotation, biological process: pyruvate import into mitochondria. The record is from RefSeq and is a predicted model, not a curated record. Bases 163 to 486 code for a protein of 107 amino acids.